Molecule: messenger RNA, 2097 nt
Organism: Cryptomeria japonica (Japanese cedar)
Lineage: Eukaryota; Viridiplantae; Streptophyta; Pinopsida; Cupressales; Cupressaceae
Product: ankyrin repeat-containing protein At5g02620
Exons: 6
Coding region: 121-2097 (658 amino acids)
Cellular component (GO): plasma membrane
Molecular function (GO): protein phosphatase 1 binding; protein phosphatase regulator activity
Source: RefSeq, a predicted model, not a curated record
GUUGUGUAAGAAAGCUCUUAUAAAACAGAGAAGAGGCCAAGGGAAAAGUUAAAAGCAACGGGUUUGGAAGCUGUAUUUUCCUGUUACAGCAAGAAACGUAAGGAAAGAUUCUUCUGAAGUAUGGCUUUCUUUGACGCUUGUCAACGUGGUGAUAUAAAUCUCCUCAGAGAUGUUAAUCUGCCAAGCUUACUUGUGGCAGUGCUUGCACGAGACUCAGAUUUGUUAGGAGACUUUCGAAAAUCGUUGAUCGAAAAGACGGAUAGCCAAGGUAAUACGGCUUUGCAUGUAGCUGUAACGAUGUAUAGCGUGGAUAUGGUGAAGCAGAUGUUAAAGUUAGCUGCAAAAUUACACUUGGUGAACUUGUGUGAUUGUAAAAAUAAUAUGCAAGAAACUCCACUAGAUAUUGCAAUAAGGUUGCAAUUCGUAGAAGCUGUAGAGGUCUUAAUACCUUGCACUAAAAGUGCACUGGAAGGCAAACACAACUCUGUUUUGCAUUUGAUUGUGUCACUUAACCAAGUCAAACUUCUUGAAAUUUUAAUUAAAUUUUCAGAAAAAAACAGGUUAGACUUGUCAAAACAUAUCAAUUUGCCUUACCAGCCUGCCACAAAACCUACUGAGAAAGAAAAUUGUGAUACAAGUCCAUCUGAUAAUGAAGGUAAUGGUGCUGCUUAUUGCGAGCAUAUCCAGCCUCUGCAUACAGCAGUGAGGAACAUCUAUGAACACCUUAUUAAGCAGGACAAACGUCCAACCCAGCCAAUUGUUCUAGGAGAUAUGCCUUUGCACACUGCAGCAAGUAAUAAAUAUGAGCGCAUAGUAGAUUUGUUGCUGAAAGUAGAUGGGGUGAACAAGCACGCCCUUAACCGUGAGGGCAAAACACCAGUCGACAUUGCGAGAGAAGUCAUGGAGUACCACGAAUCUUUCAGGAUCAUAAGAAAGCUGGGAGAUUUUAAAAGGAGGGUCAAACCUUUCAUGUAUUGUGCGCCACAAGUAAGCUAUGAAAAGCACAAGAGAGCAGGGGAUAUGAUUAACCGAGCCUAUGAAGAGAGACGCAGUGCAGAACUAGUGGUAGCAGCUUUGUUGGCAACCAUGACAUUUACUGCGGCCUUCACCGUCCCAGGUGGGUUCCAAACAGACACAAAGCAAAAGCAUGAGCUAGGGAGCCCUGUUCUCAUAUCCUUCACGUCAUUUAGGCUCUUCCUAACUUUCGACUGCAUAGCCUUCUUUCUAGCACUCUUCGCCUGUAUAAUGUGCCAGAUGACUUCAGAGCUUACCGUAGGGGACAAGCUGUUGUUCAUGACCAUCAACAGUGGAGUGGUCUGUUGUAGCUUUGGCUUCACUGCUUAUGGGUUUAUGGCUGCAUUAUACACGGUGUUGGAACAUAAAGUGAACGCUCUCUCUUGGGUGGUUUUGGGAAAUCUCAGUUUCAUUACAUUGUGUGGCAUUUUCGCAUGUAUCUAUCAAUCGGCAAGGUUUGCAGUGUCGCGAGCCAGAUUCCUCCGCCUGUGUGGCGCACCUCGUCUUGUAGAUGAUUUGGUAGAAUGGGUAUGGAAAAUAUUGGGCACUGGCUAUCCCGGGGAAAAUUUGCACCGUCUGGAUAGCUGUGCUUCCUCGGUCCGUGCCUUCUUCCUGCAGCAUCGUGCAACUCUCUGCAGCUCCGAAAAGUGUGUCCUGCCUGCCUCUUCCUGCAGCAUCGUGCAACCCUCUGCAGCUCCAAAAAGCAGGACACACUUUUGGGAGCUGCAGAGGGUUGCACGAUGUGCAGGAAGAGGCAGGCAGGACACACUUUUCGGAGCUGCAGAGAGUUGCACGAUGCUGCAGAAAGAAGGCACGGACCGAGGAAGCACGGCUAUCCAGGCGGUGCAAAUUUUCCCCUGGAUAGCCAGUGCCAAAAUAUUGGAGUGCUGUGGUUUUCUGGACACAUUACGUACUCUUGGUGGUGAUAAGAUCCGUGACGCUGUUUCUGGUCAAUUUUCACCGUAUGCAACAGACAGAUGUCCAUCGACCUCCAUUUUCAUUUGCAGCGUACUCCAUGCCUAUGCCAAAAUGGGAGCUUCCGAACAGGGUAGGCAUCCAUCAAAACAUAACGGAAGGGCAUGA